Molecule: messenger RNA, 2414 nt
Organism: Molossus molossus (Pallas's mastiff bat)
Lineage: Eukaryota; Metazoa; Chordata; Mammalia; Chiroptera; Molossidae
Gene: OLFM1
Product: olfactomedin 1
Exons: 6
Coding region: 6-1463 (485 amino acids)
Biological process (GO): signal transduction
Source: RefSeq, a predicted model, not a curated record
GCGCGAUGUCGGUGCCGCUGCUCAAGAUCGGGGUUGUGCUGAGCACCAUGGCCAUGAUCACCAACUGGAUGUCCCAGACGCUGCCCUCGCUGGUGGGCCUCAACACCACCAAGCUCUCGGCGGCCAGCGGCGGGACGCUCGACCGCAGCACCGGCGUGCUGCCCACCAACCCUGAGGAGAGCUGGCAGGUGUACAGCUCCGCCCAGGACAGCGAGGGCAGGUGUAUCUGCACCGUGGUCGCCCCCCAGCAGACCAUGUGUUCACGGGAUGCCCGCACGAAACAGCUGAGGCAGCUGCUGGAGAAGGUGCAAAACAUGUCCCAGUCCAUAGAGGUCCUGGACCGGCGGACCCAGAGGGACUUGCAGUACGUGGAGAAGAUGGAGAACCAGAUGAAAGGGCUGGAGUCCAAGUUCAAGCAGGUGGAGGAGAGUCAUAAGCAGCACCUGGCCAGGCAGUUCAAGGCGAUAAAAGCGAAAAUGGAUGAACUUAGGCCUUUGAUACCUGUGUUGGAAGAGUACAAGGCCGAUGCCAAAUUGGUUUUGCAGUUUAAAGAGGAGGUCCAGAAUCUGACGUCAGUGCUUAACGAGCUGCAAGAGGAAAUUGGCGCCUAUGACUACGAUGAACUCCAGAGCAGAGUGUCCAAUCUUGAGGAGAGGCUCCGUGCGUGCAUGCAAAAGCUAGCCUGCGGCAAGCUGACGGGCAUAAGUGACCCCGUGACCAUCAAGACUUCCGGCUCGAGGUUCGGGUCCUGGAUGACAGACCCUCUGGCCCCAGAAGGUGACAACAGGGUCUGGUACAUGGACGGCUACCACAACAACCGCUUCGUGCGCGAGUACAAGUCCAUGGCCGACUUCAUGACCACGGAGAACUUCACGUCGCACCGCCUGCCGCACCCCUGGUCCGGCACCGGGCAGGUGGUGUACAACGGGUCCAUCUACUUCAACAAGUUCCAGAGCCACAUCGUCAUCCGGUUCGACCUGCAGACGGAGACCAUCUUGAAGCAGCGCAGCCUGGACUACGCCGGUUACAACAACAUGUACCACUACGCCUGGGGCGGCCACUCGGACAUCGACCUCAUGGUGGACGAGAACGGGCUGUGGGCCGUCUACGCCACCAACCAGAACGCCGGCAACAUCGUCAUCAGCAAGCUGGACCCCGUGUCCUUGCAGGCGCUGCAGACCUGGAACACCAGCUACCCCAAGCGCAGCGCCGGCGAGGCCUUCAUCAUCUGCGGCACCCUGUACGUCACCAACGGCUACUCGGGCGGCACCAAGGUCCACUACGCCUACCAGACCAACGCCUCCACCUACGAGUACAUCGACAUCCCCUUCCAGAACAAGUACUCCCACAUCUCCAUGCUGGACUACAACCCCAAGGACCGCGCCCUGUACGCCUGGAACAACGGCCACCAGAUCCUCUACAACGUCACCCUCUUCCACGUCAUCCGGUCUGACGAGUUGUAGUUGCCUCUGCCCGGCAGCCGAGGGUCCGGGUCCUCGCCCCCGCGGAACCGCUGCCGCGGCAACGAUGCGAGUCGCACCGACUGGGGGGGCGCGGCAGCAGGGGGCAGCCCGGCACCCCGCGACGACGGCAUGACCUCCGUGGUCCUCCGGCUCAGGCCGGGGGGCGACAGACUCGGGAAGGAACCCCCCCACUUUGCAGCUGGAACUGCAGCCAGGGCUCCCCUCGCCGCCCCGCCCCCUUUCCGGUCAAAUGACAUACUCGAGAAGCAAGGCAGUGUCUGUUGGCCAGUUCUCGCCCGAGGACAGCCCGCCGUGAGGAUCGCAUGGACCCUUCCUUCGAUCGCGGUCAGCGCCGAUGGACGGGCUGGCGUGUCUCCCGGGGCCCCCCGGUCGCGCUCGGCGUCCGGCGGGCACUGGCUCGUCCAGCUCGUCCCCCAAAACAGCCGCUGCCCCUCGACCGUGUGUUGUCGUAGAUUACCGUGCUGAGACCCCAGUAGCCGUGCCCCCGUGUCUAGUACCUGCCGCGGUGGCGGGUGUGCGUGGUGCGGACCGGGCAGUGCCCGCCGCGCCCGCCUCCCGCCGUGGUGUAUUGUGCAGCGUGCGUGUGUCUUGUUUCCUUGAGGUGGUGACUCUGUCCGUCGCUGUGUGCAAAUGCUGUAGUUCGGAUCAGCACGUGGGUGGGUUUUGUUGCUAAAAAGAAAAAUAAUAAUCAGUGUUCACCCCUAGAGAGAGAGAACCGAGUUCGUGUUGGUGGUCAUCGCAGGGACAGUCCUCCUCCAGCCCCGUUGCCCAACCCCUGUCACCGCGGAUGAGAAGGGCUUGUCGGGGGGACCUCGGCUUCCGAAGGGACAGGAGCGUUCCCGAGGGCACCAGUGUGCGGAACGUACACUUUUUAGGUACAAAAGAGGGGAACUUUGUACUCUCCAGUUAUCUAAGGAACAAUAAACAUAU